Ochotona curzoniae (black-lipped pika) is the source of this 2392-nucleotide messenger RNA. RefSeq names its product matrix metallopeptidase 15 (gene MMP15). Gene Ontology annotation, cellular component: extracellular matrix. Bases 349 to 2355 code for a protein of 668 amino acids. Gene Ontology annotation, molecular function: zinc ion binding; metalloendopeptidase activity. Gene Ontology annotation, biological process: extracellular matrix organization; collagen catabolic process; proteolysis. Lineage: Eukaryota; Metazoa; Chordata; Mammalia; Lagomorpha; Ochotonidae. The record is from RefSeq and is a predicted model, not a curated record. The transcript has 10 exons.
CGCCGCGGGCCCGGGCGGCCGGAGCGCUGAGCCAGACAAAGGCUCCGGAGUUGGCGCUUUUGCUCUCGGGAGCCGGGCCCGGGAACUGAGCGCCGAGGCAACGGGUCCCCCGCGUCGGGCACCUCCGGCUGGUGGUCUCCUCUCCCGCGGGCGGGCUCCGCACACCAUCCCGGACCUGCCCGCCCGCUUCUCCCUGGCGGGCCUUGGGGUGGGGGAGAACCUCAGCCGCUGUUCCGGCGGGAACCCAAGGAGCAAGAGAGGUCCACUGGGCCUGGAGCCAGGCAGCGUCGCAAGUUGCCAAGCACCCAGGAACUGCGAGCCUCGCGGGCCAGAGUGGGCGCCUACAGCAUGGGCAGCGAUCGGAGUGCCCCCGGACGGCGCAGCCGGGCGGGUGGCCCUUUCAGUGGCCGGGAGACAGCUGCGCGCCCGUGGCUGCUGCCACUAUUGCUGGUGCUCCUGGACUGCCUGGGCCGCUGCGCGGCAGCUGAGGACGCCGAAGUGCACGUCGCCGAGAACUGGCUGCGGCUCUACGGCUACCUGCCUCAGCCCAACCGCCACAUGUCCACCCUGCGCUCGGCCCAGAUCCUGGCUUCGGCCCUCUCAGAGAUGCAGCGUUUCUACGGGAUCCCUGUUACCGGUGUGCUAGAUGAAGAGACCAAGGCGUGGAUGAAGCGGCCCCGCUGUGGCGUGCCAGACCAGUUCGGGAUGCAUGUGAAAGCCAAUCUACGGCGCCGGCGGAAGCGCUAUGCCCUUACUGGGAGAAAGUGGAGCAGCCACCACCUGACCUUCAGCAUCCAGAACUACACAGAGAAGCUGGGCUGGUACCACUCGAUGGAGGCGGUACGCCGGGCCUUCCGUGUAUGGGAGCAGGCUACGCCACUGGUCUUCCAGGAGGUUCCCUAUGAGGAUAUCCGUCUGCGGCGCCAGAAGGAGGCUGACAUCAUGGUGCUGUUCGCCUCUGGCUUCCACGGCGACAGCUCACCCUUCGACGGCAUGGGGGGCUUCUUGGCUCAUGCAUACUUUCCCGGUCCCGGCAUGGGUGGGGAUACCCAUUUUGACGCAGAUGAACCCUGGACCUUCUCCAGCACAGACCUACAUGGGAACAACCUCUUCCUGGUGGCAGUGCAUGAGCUGGGUCAUGCCCUGGGCCUGGAGCACUCAAGCAACCCCAGUGCCAUCAUGGCACCCUUCUACCAAUGGAUGGACACAGACAACUUCCAGCUGCCUGAGGAUGACCUCCGUGGCAUCCAACAGCUCUAUGGCACCCCUGAUGGUCAACCACAGCCCACCCGGCCCCUUCCCACUGUGACAGCCCGGCGACCAGGCCGACCAGACCAGCAGCCUCCCAGGCCCCCACGGCCAGCACCCCCACGCGAGAAACCAGAGAGGCCCCCAAGGCCAGGCCCUCCAGCCCAGCCCCGAGCCACAGAGCGGCCUGACCAGUAUGGACCCAACAUCUGCGAUGGCGAUUUUGACACAGUGGCCAUGCUUCGUGGGGAGAUGUUCGUGUUCAAGGGCCGCUGGUUCUGGCGUGUCCGGCACAACCGCGUCCUGGACAACUAUCCCAUGCCCAUCGGCCACUUCUGGCGGGGGCUUCCCGGCAACAUCAGUGCUGCCUAUGAGCGCCAUGAUGGCUGUUUUGUCUUCUUUAAGGGCAACCGCUAUUGGCUCUUCCGAGAAGCAAACCUGGAACCUGGCUACCCUCAGCCACUGACCAGCUAUGGCCUAGGCAUCCCGUAUGACCGCAUUGACACAGCCAUCUGGUGGGAGCCCACAGGCCAUACUUACUUCUUCCAAGAGGACAGGUACUGGCGCUUCAAUGAAGAGACGCAGCACGGAGACCCUGGCUACCCCAAACCCAUCAGUGUCUGGCAGGGGAUCCCAGCCUCCCCCAAGGGGGCCUUCCUGAGCCAUGAUGCAGCCUACACCUACUUCUACAAGGGCAGCAAGUACUGGAAAUUUGACAACGAGCGCCUGCGGUUGGAGCCCGGCUACCCCAAGUCCAUCCUGCGGGACUUCAUGGGCUGUCCAGAGCAAGCAGAGCCUGGACCCCGAUGGCCUGAUGUGGCCAGGCCGCCCUUCAACCCCAACGGGGGUGCAGAGCCAGGAGCAGAUGGGGGCGGCGGUCAAGAGGGGGACACAGGAGGAGGAACUGACAAGGAUGAGGAUGGGGGCAGCCGUGUGGUGGUACAGAUGGAGGAGGUGGCACGGACAGUGAGUGUGGUGAUGGUGCUGGUGCCACUGCUGCUGCUGCUGUGCAUUCUGGGCCUGACCUAUGCGCUGGUGCAGAUGCAGCGCAAAGGUGCACCCCGCAUGCUGCUCUACUGCAAGCGCUCCCUGCAGGAGUGGGUCUGAGCCCACUGACCCACUUGUGGUGCUGAGGGGCAGUGGG